Messenger RNA from Melozone crissalis (California towhee), 677 nucleotides. It is a transcript of the gene MRPL9, whose product is annotated as mitochondrial ribosomal protein L9. NCBI's taxonomy places the organism in Eukaryota, Metazoa, Chordata, Aves, Passeriformes, Passerellidae. Bases 16 to 660 code for a protein of 214 amino acids. Gene Ontology annotation, molecular function: structural constituent of ribosome. The transcript is spliced from 5 exons. Gene Ontology annotation, biological process: translation. The record is from RefSeq and is a predicted model, not a curated record. Gene Ontology annotation, cellular component: mitochondrion; ribosome.
GGGAGCGGGGCCGCCAUGUUGGGCCCGGGGGCGGCGGGACGGGUGCUGAGCCGGGCCCUGAGCCUGAGCCAUGGCCCGGUGAGGGCGGGAACACCGGGAGUGGCGGGGGGACGGGCCCUGAGCCUGAGCCAUGGCCCGGCCUCGGUGGUGGUGGAGCGCGUGUGGCCGGUGCCGCUGGCCCGGGCUGGAGCCGCUCCCCGGCUACACCCGCGGCGACACCGGGUGUACCGAGUGCUGAGGGACGGGAAACACCAACCCCGGGGGGACAUGGAGCUGCUGCUGAGCCGGGCCGUGCAGGACCUGGGCAGCCGUGGGGACGUGGUGAGGGUGAAGAAGAGCCUGGGCAGGAACAAGCUGCUGCCCCAGGGCCUGGCCGUGUACCCAUCCCCGGAGAACCUGCGCCUCUUCCAGCAGGAGAAGGAGCUGGCUCAGCAGGGGAAGCUGGAAGAGCCCCAAACCCAGAGUGGGAAGAAGACCCUGGAGUUCCUGAGGCGCUGCCGGCUCCAGGUGGGGAUGAAGAACAACGUGAGCUGGGAGCUCAGCCCCGACAUCGUGGCCCGGCACUUCCUCAAAAAUGUGAGGGGAUUUGGGGGGUUUUUGGGAUUUGGGGGGAUUUUGGGAUUUCCAGGGUCAAAUCCCAGGGUUUGGGGUCGUUCCUGAAGGAUUUGGGGGGUUCA